GGUACGCGUCCAAUUUUAGAGUGCAGAGUUGACGUUGGGGCUCUAGUUUAGGUUCAUUAACAACAACUCCCCAACCCAAACAAACCCAGAACCUGCAGAACCCCGAGGAACAAGCCGCUCAUUCUGCGGGGUUUGGAGGAGAAGGAGCUGAGAUGGCGGAGUGGGAGGAGAUCCGGAGACUCGCUGCUGAUUUCCAGAGAGCACAGUUCGCAGAUUCAGCGCAGCGUCUGUCUGAGAGGAACUGUAUUGAGAUUGUGACGAAGCUGGUUCAGGAGAAGAAGCUUGAUGUGGUUCACACACUGGAUGGAAAAGAGUACAUUACGCCUGCACAAAUUGUCAGAGAGAUCCACGAUGAACUCUACACACAUGGAGGACGUAUCAACAUUGUGGAGCUCCAGAAGCUCAUUAAUGUUGACCUGGUGCAUGUGGAGAGCCGAGCCAUUGAGGUUUCAAAACAGGACAGAGGAACACACUUGAUCUUGGGUCAGCUGAUUGAUGAGAAGUAUCUGGAUCAGCUUGCAGAGGAAGUGAAUGAUAAGCUACAGGAAGUGGGACAGGUGAACACGGCGGAGCUCUGCAAAACCUACGACCUGCCCGGAGAUUUCCUCACACAGGAGUUGUGUGGGCGAGUUGGCCGAAUAAUUGAUGGACAGGUGGAUGAGUUUAAUCGAGGUGUGAUUUUCACUCAGGCUUUCAUUUGCCGACAAACAGCCCGAAUACGGGGGGUCUUCAGUGCCCUCACCAGGCCUACACCAGUCAGCGCUCUGAUCAGUGUUUUUGGGUUCCAUGAAAAUCUCUUAUACUCGGUUCUGGAGGAGUUGGUGAAUUCCGGCCGGUUGAAGGGUACAGUGGUUGGGGGUCGGCAGGAUAAAGCUGUUUAUAUUCCUGAAAUUUACUCCAGAACACAAAACGCCUGGGUGGACUCCUUCCUCAAACAGAACGGAUACCUGGAGUUUGAGGCGCUGACCCGACUGGGUAUUCCUGAUCCUGUGAGCUACAUUAAGAAGCGUUUAAAAUCCAGUAAGCUGCUGUUUUUGAGAUCUGCGUGUGUCGGGCCAGAGAUCAUAGCCCAGUUGGAGGCGUCGGUGGAGGAGGCCAUUAGUUCACAGACCUGGGUCGACUUACAGCUGAUGUUGCCCAGCUGUCUGUCUGAGGAGGAUGCAGGGCUUCUGAUUGGUCAGGUUUUGCGGACGCUGGGCACUGAAUCCACUGCCCGGAUCCUUGGCAGUGUGGUUGUCAGUGAGAAGUUCAUCAGCAGCUGCAUGACUCUGUUUGAUGACAUGAUGCAGCAGAAGGCACAGAAGGAGGUGAAGAAUAACCCUGUGUUUUUGGUAACUGAGGAGGAUCUGAAAGUUUCAGCAAUGCUGGAAAGUUCCUCCUCAUCCAAGAAAGACAAACGAGAAGACAGACGGAAAAAAGCUUCAGAGGGCAGUGGAAGUUUGAGAUCCGGUGGUGGAGGAAACGCUCGAGAAAUCCGAAUUCGAAAAACCAAAAAAAAGAACCGAAGAGAUGGAGACAGCGAUGAUGAGCCGGACACUACACAAAGUCGCAGUAAGCAGUCUGAGGUUCCGUUUCUGCCCGUGGAAAAAAUUCUGGAGGUCCUUGAAGUAAAAGUUACGGACUGCCCUGAGGAAACACUUGAGCAGCUUGCAGAGCAGCUUCUGAGGCCGCUGACCCUUAAGUACCAGGAAGUGAUCCACACAGCGUUCCUGUCAUCAAGCUCAUCUGGCUCCAGCGGGACUCGAAAGCAGAACGUGAAGGACGUCCAGGAGGAGAUAAACAACCUGUACAACAACAUCCGUCUGUUCGAGAAAGGGACCAAACUUUUCUCAGAUGAUACUCAGCAGCUGAUGAUGAAACACAUCCUUCGCACCGUCUGCACUGACCUGACCAACAUCCUGCUUAACUUCAUGGCAGCUGAUCUUAUGAUGGCCACAGAGAACCCCAGCUCCAUCACUGCUGAGGUGAGAAUGAAGAUUUUGGGCAAACUCUCUGAUGAAACUAAAGCACCGCUCAUGAAGCUCCACAACAGUCUGAAUGGAAAGACUGUUGAGGACUUCCUGUCCAGUCUUGAAGCUGCUGCUGAGGACUGUGGGUUGAUGCUGAAGAAAACGGAUAAGAAAAAAGAGAGGCAGGCUCUUCUCCUCCAUAAGCAGGCUUUAUUGGAGCAGUUAAAUGUAGCGGAGGAUCCGGCUCUGAUCCUGCACCUGACCAGCGUCCUGUUGUUCCAGAACCUGAUGCACUGCAUGCUUCACGCUCCAGGCCGCUGCGUCCCAAACAUCAUCGGCACCCUGCAGCCCAAACUGUCGGAGGACCAGUAUAAGUUACUGGUGCAGUAUCAGGGGCUGGUGGUGAAGCGGCUAGUGCAGAGUCACAGCCAGGAGAAAAAGGCUGAUGGGGCGGAGCAAGGAGGUGAGGACAGUUCUGCUGAACUGGAGUCUGUGCUAAAGGAGCUGAACAGCCUCAGCGGCACCAUCAAAGAGCUCGUCCUCAAUCCACGAAAACCGUCCACCACAGAGGACUGAGCGCACAGCGGGAGUGGUGGAACCUGUCCUGAUCACUAGCUGAACCUGAAGACAUUUCUUAAUUAAAUACUAAUUAUGUUUACUGUUAAUAAACUAAAGCGACUGAAAGUCAGUGUUAAAGAUGAAUUGACUCAGAACCCAGAAAACCUGACCCUCAUGCUGAGGGUUUUGGGAACUGCAGUCAAACACAAAUAAAAGUCCUCAAAGGUGACAAAA
This is a messenger RNA of Astyanax mexicanus (Mexican tetra), 2741 nucleotides long. It is a transcript of the gene ufl1, whose product is annotated as UFM1-specific ligase 1. The transcript is spliced from 19 exons. Gene Ontology annotation, biological process: protein K69-linked ufmylation; regulation of proteasomal ubiquitin-dependent protein catabolic process; response to endoplasmic reticulum stress. NCBI's taxonomy places the organism in Eukaryota, Metazoa, Chordata, Actinopteri, Characiformes, Acestrorhamphidae. Gene Ontology annotation, molecular function: UFM1 ligase activity. The coding region runs from base 153 to 2525 and encodes 790 amino acids. The record is from RefSeq and is a predicted model, not a curated record. Gene Ontology annotation, cellular component: endoplasmic reticulum membrane.